AUGAAGGAUCUUGGUCCUUUGUGGUUUUUUCUUGGUAUUGAAGUUACUUCUUCUCCAAAAAGCUAUUUUCUGUCUCAGGCUAAGUAUGCUCAUGAGUUCAUUCACCGUGUUGGUCUUACUGAUACUAAGGUUUCUGAUACACCUACUGAGCUUAAUAUGAAGCUCAACUCUACUUAUGGUGUCCCACUGGAUAAUCUCACUUUAUAUUGCAAGCUUGUGGGUUGCUUAGUUUAUCUGACGGUUACUCGUCCUGAUCUUGCCUAUGUUGUGCAUGUGGUUAGCCAAUUUGUUUCUGCUCCUAACUGUCCACAUUGCGUUGCAUUGGUUCGGAUUCUUCGUUAUCUUCGAG
Camellia sinensis is the source of this 349-nucleotide messenger RNA. NCBI's taxonomy places the organism in Eukaryota, Viridiplantae, Streptophyta, Magnoliopsida, Ericales, Theaceae. The record is from RefSeq and is a predicted model, not a curated record.